This is a messenger RNA of Emiliania huxleyi CCMP1516, 1161 nucleotides long. RefSeq lists its product as hypothetical. The record is from RefSeq and is a predicted model, not a curated record. Lineage: Eukaryota; Haptophyta; Isochrysidales; Noelaerhabdaceae. The transcript has 7 exons. Gene Ontology annotation, molecular function: protein binding. Bases 1 to 1161 code for a protein of 386 amino acids.
AUGUCCUUUCGCCGCCUCUCGCGGCUGGCCGCUCCGGUCAGCGCGGGCGCGGUGUUGCUCGCCCGCGCCGCUGCACCGCCGCCCGAGCUGGCCGAGUGCUCGUAUGAUGUGCGGAGGCAAGGAGUGUCCAGCGGGAUGCACAUCGAGCUCCAGAAGCUGCGGCCGCGGGAGGAGCAACUGCGGCGCAAGUGGGAGGAGGACGAGGCUGGCUUCCACAAGCUCCCGCCACGGGCAUGGCCUCCGGACGCGGCGGUUGCGGUGGCGACGGACCUCGAGGAGGAGAGCACUGCAGAGGGGGUGUCGCUGCUGCAGGAGGUGGCCGCGGCGGGGCACGCGCAGGCGCUGUACGAGGUCGGCGUGCUGCACUACUUGGGCAGCGUGCCGCAGCUGCUCGCGGAGGACUACGGCAGGGCAUACGCGUGCUUUGAGGCGGCGGCGGCGCAACAGCACAUGUCGGCCAACUUCAUGCAGGCCGAGCUGCUCAUCGAAGGGAUGGGCGUCGAGAGUGACGUCGCCGCGGCGGUGCCGCUCCUUGUCGCUGCGGCGGAGAGAGGCCAUCGCAUGGCGCGGCAGUACUUGCGCGACUUUUGGGACGCGGAUGCGGCGCAGUCGGGCGUCGCGCCGGGAGGGAGCUCAAUGGAGCGGGCCAGGGUGUUUGCGCAGCAGCUGCCGCAGGUGCCGCUCGGUGGGUCGGAGCACUUUUCGGUCUUCCGCGGCGACGGCGCGCAGAGCAGCCUGGCGGAGCUGCUGGCAGAGGCGGCGUCGAGCGACGUCGUGCUGCUCGGGGAGUGCCACGACGACCCCGUCGCGCACCACCUCGAGGCGUUCCUCCUCAUCUCGCUGGCCGCCGUGCGGCCUGAGGUCGUCCUCUCGCUUGAGAUGCGGCAGGGCGAGUGUCCGUACCUCGGCGUCAGCGGGCGGGACGGGCUGCUCGCGCCGGCGAGGCCCGAGGCGCUGGUGGUGCAUGUGUGCGGCUAUUUCCACUGCGAGAAGCACGUCGGCAUCGCCGAGAUGCUCUCCGCGUACGCGCCUCAGCCGCCGUCGACUCUCGUGGCCGAGUGCCACGCCUUUCGACCGCAGCACAAAGGCGCCGCCGACUUCGUCAUCCUCACGGACGCAUCCCUCCCGCGCUCGUACGACCACUCGCCGCACGAGGAGUGA